UUGCACUUGAGCAUGAGACAGACGAUCUGUGAGAGGAGAAGGAGGCAAGGUGUCUGGGUGGGUGGUGCGGUAGGAACGGGACAGAGGGGAGGCCAGGACCCGAGGUGAACCCUGGGUUAGUAGGAGUCAGUCAGGCCUUCAGCUUGGGGCCUUUGCUGGUAAGGGACUCAGUUUGUAUUCUGUCAGCCCUUGGGCCUGGAAGUCUUCCUCCUGACUCUUGGCAUAUACAAAGGGGCACUCUCAGCAUCCCUAGACUCCCGUGCAGCUUCCCAGCUGGGCCCCUUCCCUCUGGUGGGAUCAGCAGGGCCUGUUCUGAUCUUUCUGAGGAGAAGCAAGCUGGAUAAAGUCUUCUAGGCCUCUGAGGGAAAGCAGGGCCACAGUUCUGUGAGCACAACUUUAUACUGUGGCUGUGACCCCACCCCCCACCCCCGCACACACUGGCAUCGAGCUGACUACAGGUGUCACUUUCAUCUUGCAGUCCCUCAGAGUCCUUGACCUUGCAGGACAGAACCCCGUGCGUGGGCCUGGCACUGGCCAGUGUUCCGAGACGUUAAAGACCUGCUGACGCUGGUGCCUCCCCUCGUGGGUCUGAAGGGGAACCUGGAAAUGACGCUGGCGUCUCGCCUCUCCACAUCUGCCAAUACUGGGCAAAUCGAUGACCGCCAGGAGAGAUACAAAAUCAUCAGCAGCAACCUCGCUGUGGUUCAGGUGCAGGCUACUGUUGUGGGGCUCCUGGCUGCAGUGGCCUCUCUGAUGCUGGGCACAGUGUCUCACGAGGAGUUCGAUUGGACCAAGGUGGCCUUGCUGUGCACAAGCAGCGUCAUCACCGCCUUCCUUGCUGCCCUGGCCCUAGGAAUUCUAAUGAUCUGCAUAGUGAUUGGUGCUCGGAAGUUUGGGGUCAACCCUGACAACAUCGCCACGCCCAUUGCAGCCAGCCUGGGAGACCUCAUCACCCUGUCCAUCCUGGCCCUGAUGAGCAGCUUCUUCUACAGCCACAAAGACACAUGGUAUCUGACGCCUCUGGUCUGCAUUGGCUUCUUGGCUCUCACCCCUCUGUGGAUCUUCAUCGCCAAGCAGAACCCUCCCAUCAUGAAGAUCCUGAAGUACGGGUGGUUUCCCAUCAUCCUCGCUAUGAUCAUCAGCAGUUUCGGAGGUCUCAUCCUGAGCAAAACCAUUUCAAAACAUGAAUUUAAAGGCAUGGCUGUCCUGACUCCAGUCAUAUGUGGUGUCGGUGGCAACCUGGUGGCCAUUCAGACCAGCCGCAUCUCCACCUUCCUUCAUAUGUGGAGCACACCCGGGGUCCUCCCCGUCCAGAUGAAAAGAUUCUGGCCUAACCCCUGCUUCAUUUUCUGCUCUUCAGAAAUCAAUUCUGUGUCAGCCCGAGUCCUGCUCUUUCUGGUGGUGCCAGGACACCUGAUUUUCUUCUACCUCAUCUGCCUGGUGGAAGGCCAGUCAGUGACAAGCAGCAAGAGCUUCAUGUUGCUGUACCUGGUGGCAGCCAUGAUCCAGGUGGUAAUCCUGCUGUACCUGGCAGAAGUGAUGGUUCGGCUGACCUGGCACCAAGCCCUGGAUCCUGACAACCACUGUAUCCCCUACCUCACGGGCCUGGGGGACCUGCUGGGCACUAGCCUGCUGGCCCUGUGCUUCCUCUUGGACUGGUUACUGAGGGGCAGAGCUAGUCUUGAGGAGUUGGUCUCAGAGCUGGUUUCUGUGCCUCCCUGACUGAAUCUACCACCUGCAGGUCUCCAUGAAACUUUCCCUCAUGUCCACAGUGUCUAGCAGGCCAUUCCCCCUGCUGGGGCCUCAAGCUGCUAAACAUCUGCGUGGGCAGUGGCCUCAUCAGUCUGCCAGGGAGACAAGCACACACCUUGAUUCUGAAGUUGGUAGCAGAGCCUAAGGUAGAACCCUGACAUCAGGAGCUCUGCUUGCAAGUGUGUAUGUAUGCCUGGACUGUGUGUGUGUGUGUGUGUGUGUGUGUGUGUGUGUGUGUGUGUGUGUGUAGGGCAGGCUGUUCUAACCUGAAGAUGCUGAGGAAGGAGCCUGUGCAUUGGUGCAACCUGGAUUGCUGAUCCAUUGGGUGGAUCUGGAUAGAACUCCUCUGCAUCCCAGGUCUCAGGACUACCCACGCCCUGACUUUGCUGCCAUCACUGGGCUCAGCUCCCUGGGCUCGUGCUACUAGUGCUCUGGGCCCAGUGACCAUGCACCUUCACCCCAGGCAGGCCCUGUGUACCCCUCAUCUAUACUCCAGCACUUAAUCUUGUGGCUGCUUUCUUUUUAUUUCCCACUUUCUCUGUUUUAUAGCAGAGCCUUCUGUAUAGGUUCUGGCAAUCAAGAGAUAUAUAAUAAAACAUAGCUGAUAUGCA
Messenger RNA from Apodemus sylvaticus (European woodmouse), 2363 nucleotides. It is a transcript of the gene Slc41a3, whose product is annotated as solute carrier family 41 member 3. Bases 607 to 1722 code for a protein of 371 amino acids. NCBI's taxonomy places the organism in Eukaryota, Metazoa, Chordata, Mammalia, Rodentia, Muridae. Gene Ontology annotation, biological process: monoatomic cation transport. The record is from RefSeq and is a predicted model, not a curated record. The transcript is spliced from 10 exons. Gene Ontology annotation, molecular function: monoatomic cation transmembrane transporter activity. Gene Ontology annotation, cellular component: plasma membrane.